Medicago truncatula (barrel medic) is the source of this 855-nucleotide messenger RNA. RefSeq lists its product as uncharacterized. The record is from RefSeq and is a predicted model, not a curated record. The transcript has a single exon. Bases 58 to 699 code for a protein of 213 amino acids. Lineage: Eukaryota; Viridiplantae; Streptophyta; Magnoliopsida; Fabales; Fabaceae.
AUAGCAGCAAGACAUAUCAUAGCAUGUUCAAGGUUUAAAGUUCAAACAACAUAAGACAUGUAUUCUUUCAAGAUUUUUCAAGCUGUUUAUGUUCUCUUUUUCUCUGUUCUGUGUUCUUUACUCUCUCAGUCCUGUAAGCCAUUCCUUGUGCAAUUCUCUAGCAGCUACUACACCAUUGACAAGAGUUACAUGUUCCUUCUUUGCAAUAUCAUUCUUGCUUUUAUAGCAUUAUAUUCAAGUUUAAUCAAUCCCUCUUCAUCAACCACUCAUCAAAACAUUGAACAUGUCCACGACAGCGAGAAGAGUAACCGGUUCGAAUUUUACAUACCAGAAUCAGAGAUUACAGAACCAAUUUAUGAUGAUAACGUUAUGGAAAAUGAAUAUCAAGAAGAAGAAAAUAGUUUGAUGAUAGUGGAGCCAGAAAAAGUGGUUAUUGAAGUAGAAGAAGAUGAAGAAAAAGAAGAGGGAAAUGCUCUUAUGGAAAGUGAAUCCCAAAUAGAAGAAAAUGAAGAAGUGAAGAGUUUGGUGAUAGUGGAAGUGGAAGUGGAACAAGAAAGUGUGAAUAUUGAAGCAGAAGAAGAAGUAGAAGAAGAGGGAAAUGAUCUUAGGAUAAUUGAUGAAGAUGAAACAGAAGAAUUAAACAAGAAAUGUGAGGAUUUUAUCAAAAAGAUGAAAGCUACUUUCUGUUCGGAUUCCUAAGUUAAGAAUAUGUGUUAUCAAAAAUCACUUGUGCUUGUAAAUUAAUUUAUUAGUAUAAUCUUGUUAUUAGUACAGCCUAACCUUAACUUUCUCAAAUUUUAGGCACCUAGAAUAAAAUGUGCUUGUAGGAAUAAAAUGUUUAUCUUAUCUUUUCUA